CAACGCGCGGGCGCUAUUUCAAGAAAUAUAAAGUCCUGCCAACUAACGGUGACUUCUGUGUGUGUGUGUGUACGUGCGAAUUGCCAUUGUGUGUGUGUGUUUGUGUUUGCUUUAAGCCUGCUAAAAGCACAGAUGCCAAUAGUUGGCCAAAAAAAGAGGCCACAAAAUGUGGAAAAAAGUCCCGAAUGUAAACAAAAGUUGAAAGUAAAAAAUGUGCAUAAAAGUGAUUUAAAAAAUGUAAUUUAAAUGCUCGUCAAGUCAUGAAAUCGUACGACAUUUUUUCGCCAUUUAAAUGGAAAAUGGAAUAUGAAUUAAAAUGGUUUCUGAAAAAAACUACCAAUUAGUAAACAAAGUCUCAAUUGAAGGUGACAAACUGAUUAAGAAUUUAUUAAUUAGUAAACGUGUGGAUAAAAAGUGAAGCGCCAAAAGAAUUAUGAGAGUUAAUGCAGUGGAAUAAUUUUAGUUUUAACCCUUCAAUAAAAAAGUAUUUAACUACUUAAACAAAAAUAUUACACUAACCAUAAUGUAAGCUUUAACUUUGUUAAUUUAAAACACAUUUUCGCAAGAAGAUCAGAUAAUUUAUCGUUUUAAUUUACUCCAUCACUUAAAGUGAUUUUAAAAAAGUGAAUCCUUGGAAGUUUUUCGAGGAAAUGACGGGAGCUGACCACAUGCAGUGUUAAGUGCCAGCUUGUCCUUGACCGUCCCCCAAAAUUAAAAAGCAGGAGAUUGCAUGUGGGUGGCAGUUGAAAGAACAUAAAAAGAAAAUAUUCCUUGAAAGAAAACGCCAGCGCUCGCUUCGCCCCCACAAAAGAGGAUCAAGUGAAAGCUCUGCUAUUACGGAGAAAUUAAGAGACGGAGGUCCGCAGAGAAAUCCGUCGAACUCAAUGGUUUCUAUGGCGCUGCGCUAUUAAAUGUGGCAUAAGUGCAGCGGGAUCAUUACGCAACGUUCCCGCCAUCCCGAUUAAAGACUGGAAAAUGUCGGAAAUUGUGGACACCGAGCUGCUGGUGAACUGCACCAUCCUGGCCGUUCGGCGUUUCGAGCUGAAUAGCAUUGUGAACACUACGCUCCUCGGCAGUCUCAACAGAACCGAGGUGGUCAGCCUCCUGUCGAGCAUCAUCGACAACCGGGAUAAUCUCGAGAGCAUCAACGAGGCAAAAGACUUUCUAACCGAGUGCCUGUUUCCAUCGCCAACACGGCCGUACGAGUUACCAUGGGAGCAGAAAACGAUUUGGGCCAUCAUUUUCGGACUGAUGAUGUUUGUGGCGAUUGCCGGGAAUGGUAUUGUUCUCUGGAUUGUAACAGGACAUCGCAGCAUGAGGACAGUCACAAAUUACUUCCUGCUGAACCUGAGCAUUGCCGACCUGCUGAUGUCGUCGCUGAACUGCGUCUUCAACUUUAUAUUCAUGCUGAAUUCGGAUUGGCCAUUCGGUUCGAUUUAUUGCACAAUCAACAAUUUCGUGGCCAACGUCACGGUCUCCACCUCGGUCUUCACGCUUGUGGCCAUAAGUUUCGAUAGAUACAUCGCCAUUGUGCAUCCGCUGAAGCGCCGCACGUCGCGUCGGAAGGUGCGCAUCAUCCUGGUCUUGAUCUGGGCACUCAGCUGUGUGUUGUCGGCUCCCUGUCUGCUCUACUCCAGCAUCAUGACCAAGCACUAUUACAACGGAAAGUCGCGGACAGUUUGCUUUAUGAUGUGGCCGGAUGGACGAUAUCCCACUUCGAUGGCGGAUUAUGCGUACAACCUAAUCAUCCUGGUACUGACCUACGGCAUUCCCAUGAUAGUGAUGCUCAUCUGCUAUUCCCUGAUGGGUCGCGUCCUUUGGGGCAGUCGAUCGAUCGGUGAGAAUACGGAUCGCCAGAUGGAGUCCAUGAAGUCGAAGAGGAAGGUGGUGCGCAUGUUCAUUGCCAUCGUGUCCAUCUUCGCCAUCUGCUGGCUGCCGUAUCAUCUGUUCUUCAUCUACGCCUAUCACAACAACCAGGUGGCAUCCACAAAGUACGUGCAGCACAUGUAUCUCGGUUUCUAUUGGCUGGCCAUGUCCAAUGCCAUGGUCAAUCCGCUCAUCUACUACUGGAUGAAUAAGAGGUUUCGGAUGUACUUCCAGCGAAUCAUCUGCUGCUGCUGCGUGGGCCUCACCCGCCAUAGAUUUGACUCACCAAAGAGCCGGCUGACGAACAAGAACAGCUCCCAUCGGCACACAAGAGGUGGGUACACCGUCGCCCACUCGCUCCCCAACUCCUCCCCCCAGACCACCCAGACUAUUUUGGCCGUCCAGGCCCAGACUCAGACCCAGUUGCACUUGUCUCACCACUCACCACUCCCCCCGCAACCUUCCGCAGCGGAGACCAAAAGUCAGUGGAAACGCAGCACCAUGGAGACGCAAAUCCAGCAGGCGCCGGCCAACAGUACUGGCCGAGAUCAGCGGAAUGCCCAACAGACCCCAACUGGUGCUGGUAUUGGUGGACCCAAUCGAACGGCCGUCGAAUGCAUCAUGGAACGGCCGACGGAUGGUACUAGUUCGCCACUUUGCCUUUCGAUUAACAACAGUGUUGGCGAGCGGCAGCGCGUGAAAAUCAAAUACAUCUCCUGUGAUGAGGACAAUAAUCCCGUGGAGCUCAGUCCCAAGCAGCUGUGAUGUUGUCCCGAUUUGUCCUGCCACUGGAACGGAUUGUGAAUCCUGGCCAUCGCUUCGUUUCGCUGCGGGGGAAAUGCAAUUUGCCGCUGCUUACUCUACUCUGUACAUACACCCGAACCCCACAAAGAGAAGAUAAAUGUUGGCUCAGCAGGGUGGAUCGAUUGUGGGGUUAAGGAAAGUUUUAACACUUCAAUAAAUUGGAGAACUUAAUAUGAUUUAAAAUAUUUCUAGGAAAUUGGCAUCAUGGUUUAAGGUUAGAAUAUACUUUUUAACUCUCUUUUAUUUAAAUAUUUAUUAAUAGCUAUUUAUUAAUAGUUAAUGGAGAAGCGAAGUAUCUUUGGUUUCCCUUUCAACUUUUUAGUUUUUAUUAUUAACUUUAAAAUCCCCCAAAAUCGAACCACCCUAAUGCAAAGUCAAAGUCGAAUUUCCGGUUGUCAAAAGAAAAUACUUCAGCAAGAAGGAAAAAACUUACCAAUAAAUUGAAUUUGUAUGUAUUUGUAUAGAGAAUCUAUCGACACUUUAACCAUCGAAGAGCUGUAAGUUUUAACUGUUGUAAACAUUUUAGGCUAAGCCAAGUUUGUAAAUACAUUCCGUGUAUAUCUGACAAGAAGUACUACAUAUAUAUAUAUCUCUGCGUAUAUGUUUGUGCCAUUCGUUUGAGUAAAUGAAUUAAACGAGUCAUGGAAUCUCUCACUUUAAGCUGUUUAAAGCUCACUCUAUUACUAGAAGAAGAAUUCAUGUUGUUUGGUUUGGUUUUUGCCUAUGCCAUCUGUAAAUACAUAUAUAUACGAGUAUAUAUAUAUUUAAAUAUAUGUAAACAUCGUUGUGAAAUGACGAAUCAAAGUGUGUAAUUGAUUUGAAUAAACUUA
This is a messenger RNA of Drosophila eugracilis, 3500 nucleotides long. RefSeq names its product tachykinin-like peptides receptor 86C (gene TkR86C). The transcript has 7 exons. Bases 976 to 2631 code for a protein of 551 amino acids. Gene Ontology annotation, biological process: G protein-coupled receptor signaling pathway. Gene Ontology annotation, molecular function: tachykinin receptor activity. Lineage: Eukaryota; Metazoa; Arthropoda; Insecta; Diptera; Drosophilidae. Gene Ontology annotation, cellular component: plasma membrane. The record is from RefSeq and is a predicted model, not a curated record.